AUGGUUUCCUCCAAGCUCGCUGUUCUCCUUUCCCUCACACUCUUUACCAUCCCAGCUCUAUCCCACAACUCUCAGAAUGAUCUACAUCGUCGAAACAAUAACCGAUGCGCGCCCGGAACGUACUCCUCGUCAGGAAAUUCCCCGUGUACACCGUGCCCUGCUGGAUCCUACACCAAGGAAUAUGGAUUCAGGAAUUGUCAACAAGCUCGACCUGGCUACUACAUUCCCUCUCGCGGAAUGACACAGGAGUUGCCUUGCAGCCCUGGAACCUACGUCUCCUCUUCUGGUGCCACAGGUUGUCUGAGCUGCCCGCCUGGUUUCAUGUGUCCCAGUAGCGCUAUGCACACGCCCCAGCAAUGCUCUCCAGGCCGCUACUCAACUGGUGGCGUCGCCAACUGCCCCCUCUGCCCCGCAGGAUACUUCAACAACAUCCACAAGGCUACUGGAUGCUGCGAAUGUCCCGCCGGCUGGUUCCUUGCCCAUGGAGGAAACGUCAAUUGCCAGAUGUGUCCCAACCAAACCCCUUACUCGAACCCUGCUUCCACCUCUAUGAGCCAAUGCUCCGCAAAACCAGGGCUGUACGCUCCUUCGAAGACCGCCACUCAAGGCUCCAACGGUGCUUGCCCCCCGUCCCUCCCUAUCCCCAGUGGCAUCCCCAAGCGUCACUGGACCCCCAGGUCCAACUGCAAGGCUGGCGAACGAGCCUGCCCAGUCUACCGCGGCUCCAAAGUCGUCAGCUUCAACUGUGUCGACAUCCGAUCCGACCUCGAGUCUUGUGGAGGGUGUGUCACCUACUCCAACGAUGGCUCUCCCAGCCCAGAUGGUGGCCGGGAUUGCAGUGCGAUCCCAUUCGUCAACGAUGUCCGCUGCAGCAACGGGUCGUGCCAGAUCGGUUCCUGCGCACGCGGCUAUGUUAUCUCCCUGGAUGGAGGUUCUUGCGUCCCCCCUCUCUAA
Coprinopsis cinerea okayama7#130 is the source of this 954-nucleotide messenger RNA. RefSeq lists its product as hypothetical. The transcript has 7 exons. Lineage: Eukaryota; Fungi; Basidiomycota; Agaricomycetes; Agaricales; Psathyrellaceae. The coding region runs from base 1 to 954 and encodes 317 amino acids. The record is from RefSeq and is a predicted model, not a curated record.